Messenger RNA from Cyanidioschyzon merolae strain 10D, 1494 nucleotides. RefSeq lists its product as hypothetical. Lineage: Eukaryota; Rhodophyta; Bangiophyceae; Cyanidiales; Cyanidiaceae. Gene Ontology annotation, molecular function: DNA replication origin binding. Gene Ontology annotation, biological process: DNA replication initiation; DNA replication. Bases 1 to 1494 code for a protein of 497 amino acids. Gene Ontology annotation, cellular component: nuclear origin of replication recognition complex; nucleus. The record is from RefSeq and is a predicted model, not a curated record. The transcript has a single exon.
AUGGAAUGGGACUGCUGGGAGCAGGUUCCAAAGCACCGUGCUGAGCAGUUUCAAAACAUCUGUGCUGCCCUGGGGCUGGUUAUUGCGAACCAUGAGGGGCCGGAGUGCCCCACGGUCCAGCUCUUCCCCACGUGUACCUGGAUCCACCUGCACGGUAGGGCGUGCACCGGGAAGACCAAGACUUUGGCCGCUGUGCGUGCGAUGCUAGAGCGUUCUGAGCCGUCCGUAGGCUGGCUUCACGUAGACUGCCGAACACUUGUGAGCGGCGAGCAGUUCAUGGCUGCAGUUGCUCGUGAGGUUUACGCGAUCGCAGGUGCCCGGGAGCUGUCUGUUCCGGAGCCACCAGCGAGGUGGAACCUGCCACUUUUCAUGCAUACUUUAUUAGAACUGCUGGAGCGGCUCGAAGAGCGAGAUGUUUUCCUCGUUUUGCACCUGGAAGGUAUAGAGUGGCUUCGUGGUUUGGACGACUUUUCCCGCAUUCUGGCAUCACUCAGACGCUUGUCAUUUUUCGCGGAUCGGUGCCGUGGUGCCACAACCACUGGCGCAUUGUUACGCUGGAGCGUGCUCGUAGAGUCUCGCCUUCCACCCUCACGUCUAUUCGAUCCUGUUGAGUCUUCCUAUGCACCAGAUUGGACGCUUUACUUCCCGCCCUAUGAUCGAGCGGCAUUGCGGGAUAUCUUGCUGCAACAUUGUGCCUUUGCAAAUGCCGUCCAGCCUCGUGAAGCGGAACGGCCGCAGACACCCGAGAGCUCUGGUCGAGAUUUGUGUGCAGAUGCUUUCGUGGAUACACUACUGGAUGUUUGUCACGACCUCACAAACGAUUUGAAUGAGUUGUCCUACUGGAGCGAUGUCUUGUAUCCAAAAUACGCAAAAGCCUGGCGCCCACGUCCCGGACACGCCGCUUCGCUCGCAGGUGCGUACUCGGCUUGCUUACCAUAUUUUCGACAAGCGGUCGCAGGAGUCUAUGCACGUUCGACAAAGCAAUCGAAAGAAUGUAUCGAGAAGAUGAACGCUCUUCAUGGACAGCGUACUUGGCGGGAAAUGCUUGCUACAGAGUCCCGCCUCUCGAAUGCUUUAGUGCUCGCCGGAUACCUUGCUGCUCAUAUCCCGCCAAGUCAUGAUCGAAAACUGUUUGAAAAAGCAGCAGGUGGCGUUGCGGGGCGUAAAAGGCGGCGCGGCCCACGCGUCCAUGAGGAAACCGGCCGCAAGACCAGGUCAUUCUCAUUAGAGCGUCUGCAACGCCUCCUGGAGGCCAUAUCAGAACGCAGCAUGGAUGCCGAGCUCAGAGAAUCCGACAGCCUUAUUCGAUGGAGUACAACACCGCCGACCGGUGCUGUACUCGCGGGUCUUAUUGGUCAGGGUUUCUUUUCUUCCGUAACGCAGGCACGUUCAGCGGAGCGCCAGCGACUCCGAUGCUACGUGAGCCGCGAACUCGCGGAACACGUUGCCCGCAAGUUUGAUAUGAACCUAUCGGAAUAUAUAAGUGAAACCUAA